Messenger RNA from Cajanus cajan (pigeon pea), 908 nucleotides. Lineage: Eukaryota; Viridiplantae; Streptophyta; Magnoliopsida; Fabales; Fabaceae. The record is from RefSeq and is a predicted model, not a curated record.
ACAGGCACAUUCCUUAAUUCUUAUCUUCUUAGCAAUGGCCUCUGCGAGAGAAGUAAGCAUUGAUUUGUUCUUGUUAUUAUUAUUCCUCUUUGUUCAACAUUCCUCAUCCAUGGCGGAAGAUCCCGUUCCCGCCGAUUGGCCGGAGCAGUUCCACUCAGUGCUGUUCAUCAACCGAAGCGGGUCUCUCCAGAAAACGGACCUAUGGUACGACUGGCCCAACGGCCGCAACUUCAACAUCAUCCAACACCAACUCGGUGUCCUCAAGUACGACCUCGAGUGGGACAAUGGCACAUCCUUUUACUACACCCUCCAACCCUUCGACAAAACCUGCAAAAUUAUCCAUUUCGAGGUCGGCAUUCUCCGUCCUGAUUGGCUCCACGGUGCCACCUACCUAGGCCAGGAGUACGUCGACAAUUUCCUCUGCAAUGUCUGGGAGAAAGUUGACUUCAUCUGGUACUACGAGGAUGUCCUCACUCGCAGACCCGUCAAGUGGAUCUUCUACUCCGGGGAAGGCAGCGAUGUAACCAGAUUAUUGCUUUGAAGAUAGGUGAGCAUAUGGUAGAGGAGGUUUAUGAGAUUAAAGAGGUGGUGAGUUCAUAUUUUGAGGAGCAUUUCAAAGCCAGAAGUUGGCUUAGCCCGCGAGUGUCACUUACUGGUUUUCCUGUGUUGUCUAAUGCACAAAAUGCAAGGUUGGUUGGUGACUUUACUGAGGAGGAGGUGUGUUGUUUGAUUAAGGAGAGUGAUGGUGACAAAAGCCCAGGAACUGAUGGGUUUAAUUUUGCUUUCUUGAAGAGAUUUUGGCCUCUUAUGAAGGUGGAUGUGAUGGAUUUGCUUGCUGAGUUUCAUACUAACUUGAAGGUUCCAAAGGCUCUUUUGUCUUAUUUUGUGGCUUUGGUCCCCAAAGUUCC